GGGAGGAGAAUAUGAGCAGAGCCCAUGCAGGUACGCACUUUCUACCAGGUGAGGUGGCCGAGUGACGUCACCGGCACCGGUUUCCAAUGAGAGACUAAGAAUGAGGAAGGCGAGCUAACCCUCCGGGUUGGAGAGGACAGGAGGUUAAAUGCAUCGUUAAAAGCAACCGACCGGGGACGUUAUCUAGAGGAAUCCAAGUUUUGGAGGAUGGUGCACGGCAGCCCGGGAGCGCGCUGCGCUCGCUUUAUGGAGCGACACCGGUCCGCGGUGAGUUUUGCCGUUCUGAUCGUCGCCUACAUCCUCUACCUCAUAAUCGGCGCCGGGAUCUUCUCGGCCAUCGAGUUGCCCUACGAAGAGGAGUUUCGACGGGAGCUGAAAGCGGCCCGUCGGGACUUCCUGAACAACAACACUUGCGUGUCCGACGAGCGUCUGGAGGAGCUUCUGGCGCGCGCGCUGCAGGCCAGCAACUACGGGGUGUCCGUCCUUGAAAAUGACACCGGCCAAAACUGGGACUUUGUGUCUUCCCUGUUCUUCACCAGUACCGUGCUGACCACAACAGGUUAUGGUCACACUGUUCCACUCUCUGAUGAAGGCAAGGCUUUCUGUAUUUUCUACUCCCUCUUUGGCAUCCCCGUUACCCUCUUCUUCCUCUCCACUGUUGUGGAAAGACUCGUGGUCCUGAUGAGUCGACGCCCGGUCUCCUACUUCCACAGACGAUGGGCCAUGUCCAGGUCCAACCUGGCCGUCCUUCACGCCACCUCUCUAGCCGUCAUCAUGGUCAUUAUCUUCCUCCUCAUCCCUGCGUGGAUCUUUGUGACGCUGGAAAAAGAUUGGAACUUUCUAGAGUCUUUGUACUUCUGCUUCAUCUCACUGACAACCAUUGGCCUCGGAGAUUAUGUUCCUGGAGAAACCCACAGUAAGGAGGCCAACCCACACCCACAGCUGUACAGACUGGCCAUAACAGUCUACCUGCUGCUGGGCUUGGUGUGCGUCCUGGUGGUGAUGGAGACGUUUUGCGAGCUUCCCCAAAUGCGACGGCUCAGACAGAUGUUCUACCAAGAAAGUGUUCGGGAGCUGGACUCUGAGACCGCGAACAUUAUCGACCGCGACCACAUGAGCAGCCAGCUGACCGAACCCGCCGAUCAAAUAUCGUCAGAUCAACUACCGGCCAUUCCCUCUGUGUCAGCACAAGCUGAGACUCUGCCACGGAGCACCACAUCAGUGCCUUACUUACCAGCUUUAUCGUCCGAUGUUAAUGGAAAGCUAAGAUAACACUUGUCUGGGCCUCCAGGAGUUGUGUUUGAGAUAUAUUAUUUUUAAGGAAGUCAUUUGGUGACUCUUGUUCAACACAUAGCUUCUCAGCUCUAUAAAAUGUUAUUAUUUGAGCCUACUGGAGUGUCAAUGCACAAAAAACUGAGUUGCUUGAUAGUUUAAAAGUGCUUGCCUUUCUGCCAACAUCAACGCACAUGUGUGGUAUUACAGUAGGCACACCCACACAUUAUCAGUGUGGUGCUGUUUUCCCCUUGUUCUAAUUCCCUGUAGAUAUUUAUCUUUGACUAAAAGGAAGGGCAGGGCCCCCCAAAAGGGUUGAAAAAAUAAGUUUUCUCUUCUAAACCGAGCUUUGCAAUGCCAAAGAUGCAUAGUUCUCACGAGAGGUUUUCACACUUUGAACCGCCUGUGCUCCAUGCUCGUAUUUGCAUAGGAAAUUUGCCUUCUUGGAGACUGUAAGGCAGUACGGCACCAGGGUAAUCAGGCAUACCAUCAGUUAGCUGACUGCCCAUCGUGUGAAAGUACUGGAUGAAGAAGAUCAGUUGAUGGCAAUGAAAAACAUUUUUUUCUUCCUGGUUUCUUACAGGUUUAUUAGGCUUGAGUUCCUGAUAGUAUGUAUUGACAGGUCAUUGUGGGAACCCAGCUGUAACACAAGCAUUUUUGCCACCAGGGGGAGGCAUUUUCAUGUUAAAGGAAGUUUAGGUAAAGGUCUUGCCAGGACUUUUAAUCAUGCUGCUUGCUAUUCUUUCAAACAAAAUUGAAUACACAAAAUACCUCAUUGUUACAUCUAAAGGUAAGAAAGCAGUUGUUUGGAAGUACAUGAUGGGGUUAUACACAUCCAAGCUGCUUUUUCAUCUGUAUUUAUAUUUAAGGUGGGUGUUAUUUGUCAGCAAAUAAAUAUAUCUUUUCCUCACUUUUAAAUUAGCUUUCAAGCUUCAAAUCAUAGCUUCCUUACAUUGUAAUUAAAAUAAUUCUGUCUUUAGGUUGUGGAUGAGACACUAAUCACAAAACUUCUGAAUGAAAUGUAAAUACAUUAUACAACUGAACCUUGUUGUGAUUACGUUUCUACAGAUGUGCACCUCGAGAAACCACACUGAACAUUUU
Molecule: messenger RNA, 2373 nt
Organism: Menidia menidia (Atlantic silverside)
Lineage: Eukaryota; Metazoa; Chordata; Actinopteri; Atheriniformes; Atherinopsidae
Source: the annotation of a GenBank genome assembly